UUUACCUCUAUUGCGUAACUGAGUUUACAUACUCUUCACUCUCAAAACCCAAAACCCUUUUCUUCCUAACAAUGUAUCUCCCCCGCCACAUACUCAUCAGAACCUUCAUCCACCGCCGUCCCUUCUCCCAUUCCGCCGCCGCCAUCCUCCACCCUCCAGAGCCAGACCUAGAGCCAUUCACUUACCUCCCAGGCUUUCCAAAACCCAACCCUAAGCACGACGAAACCAUCCUCGCGAUUCCCCGCAGAGAUUCCGGUAAGAACAUUUCAGCCAAGGAACGCAAAGUCGGCCGCGUUCCGAGCAUCGUGUUUGAGCAGGAAGACGGCCAGCAUGGUGGUAACAAACGCCUCAUUUCCGUUCGCACCGAUCAGAUCAGAAAGCUCGUUAAUCACCUCGGACGCUCCUUCUUCCUUUCUCGUCUCUUCAACCUUCAAGUUCGUCACCAAUUCGACUCCGAUUCGAACUCUAACGAUGAGGAUGUCAUCGAAAACGUUCGCGUUUUGCCCCGCAGUAUUCAUUUGAAAGCUGGUACAGAUGCACCUUUGAAUGUUACAUUUAUAAGGGCUCCAUCAGAAGCUUGGUUGAAAGUUGAUAUUCCUAUUGUGUUCAUAGGAGAUGAUGUAUCCCCUGGACUCAAGAAAGGUGCUUCUUUGAAUACCAUCAAAAGGACUGUUAAGUACCUAUGCCCUGCAGACAUUAUUCCCCCGUAUAUUGAAGUGGAUUUAAGUGAGUUGGAUGUGGGCCAGAAGAUACUCAUGGGCGAUCUCAAUAUUCAUCCUGCAUUAAAACUUCUUCACUCAAAAGAUGAAGCUGUUUGUAAAAUUAUGGGCCAAAGGGUUUCUGAAACACAACCAAAGAAAUCGAAGUAACUACUUAUCGUAUCUUUGGUGGUUGCUAUUGCUGCACUGAAGAUUUUUUAGCUCACAUGUAACAUUUGCAGUCAUCUUAUUAGUUGAUUCUUGGCAGCAGUGAAGAACACGUUUAUAGAAUUCCAAUAUUAGGUUUUUGCAAGCCUCCUUUUCAUUGCCUAUUCUCUUCCCCUUUCAGUUCACUCUUUCUGCUGUUUUUUUGCCAUAUAAAAGAAUAUAUUGCAGAUGAGAAUAGGUAGUUGAUAUGUUGAAAUUAUGAAUGCAAUAGAAAUGUUUAUGUUUUGGGUUAUUACAAGUAGAGGGUUGCCACUAAGUCCCUUCCUAUCCUUAAUAAAUAGUUCAGGCUUCUUGUUCAUGACUCCA
Molecule: messenger RNA, 1232 nt
Organism: Trifolium pratense (red clover)
Lineage: Eukaryota; Viridiplantae; Streptophyta; Magnoliopsida; Fabales; Fabaceae
Product: 50S ribosomal protein L25
Exons: 3
Coding region: 72-869 (265 amino acids)
Biological process (GO): translation
Cellular component (GO): ribosome; cytosolic large ribosomal subunit
Molecular function (GO): structural constituent of ribosome; 5S rRNA binding
Source: RefSeq, a predicted model, not a curated record